AUGAAGAAGGGUGGAUGGGUUCGCUGCCUCAAAUGUGCUGUAUCUGCCCAUUUCGGAUGCUUAGCAUCAGCACAACGCGACGAGAUCCUCAAGGCUGCGAAGGAACGCGACACCGCGCAAUGGAUACAGGACAACCCUGACGCCGAUCCCAAGGACGGACCCACCAAGCGCAAGGGCUUACAGAUUGACGAGACCACCGACUUCAUAUGCGGUCACUGCAUGAAGGGCGGGAUAUGCAUGAACUGUAACGAAAUGGCCAUUCUUCCCGGCGGUACUCUCCCCACGGAGCAAGGCAAAACCGAGGACGUCAAGAUGGCCGACCCCUCAGAUGACGUCGAGAUGGCAGACGGGACCAAGAACGCAACGGAAGGCCCCGCAGAAGAGUUGUUAUUCCGCUGCCUCACCUGCAAGCGCGCUGGUCACUACGAACAUUUGCCGCCGCCGGAGAUCGAUUCCUCUCCUGCCGAGACCGCCUACUACUACCAAGUCGACACCCACUGGCUUUGCGAUGACUGUCACUCGUUCAUCGGCAAGACUCUCGACAAGAUCAUUGCGUGGCGGCCUUAUCCCUCGAACGCUAUCCAGCCAUCCGAACCGGUCAACUACAAGGAUAACCUACCUCGGGAGUACCUCGUCAAGUGGGAAGGUCGCAGUUAUCGGCGUACGGAGUGGGUCCCGCAUAUGUGGCUACUGUCGACAUCGCCGGCCAAGUUGAAGAACUUUCUCGCUGUGGGGACGAAGGUCGACUUGUUGGAUGAGGCAACGGCGCGGAAGAGGGCGAUGGAAGAAGCCAGCGAACAUAUGUCGGACGUUGAAGAGACACCGGGGCCUGAUGCUAGCCUCACUCUGCCAACCAAUCAAGGCAUCGUGGAUGCUGAAUCCCGCAUACCUAAAGGGUGGAAGACGGUGGACCGCGUGCUCGACUUCAUCUUGUGGAACCCGCACAAGCCGGCGAAGGGGAAGGGCAAGGGUAAAGCCGCUCGUAAGGGCAAGAAGAAACGUGUACAACGUAUCGAGAGCGACGAGGAAGAGGAAGAUGAUGAAGAAGUCAAGGAGAUCCGUGAGAAGGCCUUCGAAGACGGCGAGGAGCCACCCGAGUCGGUGACCGAAACUCUGGAGGAGUGGGAGGCCCGGAACAAGCGCAAGUUUACUGUCGAUGACAUUGACGACGUGGUGUGGGCCUUCAUCAAGUGGCAGGACCUGGGCUACGAUGAAGCCACAUGGGACGCGCCUCCACAAAGGGAAGACUCCGGAUAUGACGACUUCAGGCGGGCUCUGGAACGCAACCUUCUCGCCCGAACGGUGAAGGUUCCAAAGAAGAUGCCGCAGCACGUAGAGGACCGGAAGAAGGAUGGCUUCACGAAACAUCGUUUGAAGCAGCCCACGGAUCUGAAGAUUGGUCAAGACCCCGCUCUCAAGUUGAUGCCUUUCCAGGUCGACGGCUUCAACUGGCUGUGCGACAACUGGUGGAAUCAUCAGCCAUGUAUCCUUGCCGACGAGAUGGGCCUGGGCAAAACGGUGCAAGUCAGUAGCUUCGUCGGCAACAUUGUCGACAAGUGGGACGCCUUCCCGGUGCUGGUUGUUGUACCCAACUCAACGCUCACCAACUGGGUGCGGGAGUUCGAGCGUUGGGCUCCCAAUCUACGUGUAGUACCGUAUUACGGAGAAGCCAAAGCGAGGCAGAUUAUCCAGCGGUACGAGCUUACACAUCCGAAGGCUCCGCCUGGUUGUACAGAGGCCAAGUUCCAUGUGUUGGUUACCUCGUACGAGGCAGUCACGCACAAGACUGACUUCGGUGGUGUCUUCAAGAAACAGCCUCGCUGGGAGGUUCUAAUCAUCGACGAAGGGCAGCGCCUCAAGAACGACAAGAGUCUCUUGUUCACGAAGCUGAAUGAGCUCAAGGCCAAGCAUCGAGUCAUCAUGACCGGCACCCCAUUGAACAACAACAUCCGCGAGCUCUUCAACCUCAUGAACUUCCUCGAUCCCGACAACUGGAGCGAUCUCGAAGCGCUGGAGACCGAAUACGAGGAAUUGACGGAGGACCUGGUCAAGCAACUCCACGACCGUUUGCGACCUUAUUUCUUGCGACGUAUCAAGAGUGAAGUUCUUACUUUGCCACCAAAGAACGAAGUCAUUGUACCCGUAUCGAUGACGCCGAUCCAAAAGGAGUUGUAUCGCUCGAUCCUCAGUAAGUGUACACGAGUUCUGAAAUGGCUGCGCCCUGACCAGUUCUACUCAGGUAAGAACGUCGAUAUCCUCAAUGAGCUGCGCAAUGGCGCAGGCAACAUGAAGCAGCAUGGCAGUAGGAACGUCAAGAAUAUGCUCAUGCAGCUCCGCAAGUCAGCGCAUCUUUCCUCCCCGCAAAGCACCGUUACUCACUCGAAUCAGGUGUCUCCAGCACCCAUACUUGUACGACGGGGAAAUCGAGCCCAAGGGAUUACCGCCGCAAGAAGCGCAUCACAAGCUCAUUGA
Messenger RNA from Schizophyllum commune H4-8, 2472 nucleotides. RefSeq lists its product as uncharacterized. The record is from RefSeq and is a predicted model, not a curated record. Gene Ontology annotation, biological process: negative regulation of transcription by RNA polymerase II; chromatin remodeling. Gene Ontology annotation, cellular component: nucleus; chromatin. The transcript has 9 exons. NCBI's taxonomy places the organism in Eukaryota, Fungi, Basidiomycota, Agaricomycetes, Agaricales, Schizophyllaceae. Gene Ontology annotation, molecular function: ATP binding; ATP-dependent chromatin remodeler activity; histone binding. The coding region runs from base 1 to 2472 and encodes 823 amino acids.